GGGAACGAUGAAAAAUGCAGUGGAACCGGCUUCGAGGUCCACAGUUGAGUUUGAGGGAUAUAGAGCAUCUCUGAUAUUAUCACGCUUGACUUGGGUUACAUUAUAGCGGAACUUUGUCGUGCUAUCUGGAGCCCGCAAAUGUAUUAUUGAGUUUAUUAUGCAUUUACAAUCUUCUUGAAAGGUGUGUUGUUUUUUGUCGGUAUAAAAUCACGGUUUUCAUUGGUUAGUCUCAUUUUCAGUGUAACAUACGCAUAGUCGGAAUACUUGAAAGGAUAUAAACUACGAAUUAAACGUAGGCUAAGCAACCCAUAGGCUAUUGUACAGAACACGCUCAGUUGGCGUAACGUGUGUUUCUCCAUGGAGACAUUUCUACUCCAAGCUGCCUUAUUGCAAUAUGUCAGACAGAGGGCGUUAAUGGGAGUACACGCAAAGUAGGUAAAGGGGACUAUUAUCUCAUACCAUACUGUAAAUGUCCCUAUCAGCUGACACGUAUCACCCCUAGGUUGAUUACAGUGUUGUCCUGUCAUCCCUUACAAUCAAACGUGGAUUGUGCUUUAUCCUUGGUGAUUGAUUUGAGUUCACCGGAUGCACUGGCCACUCACAGAACUGGUGUGUGUGCAUGCAGCAGUAUGGAUCUGACGAGGCUUCCAAUGGAGAACGACCGCCGCUCUCUUUCAACAUGUCCAGCCCUUUACCCGUGGCUCCUUCGCGGUUAAGGGGGUUCGCUCAGGAGAGGCGAGCACUCCCUCAGUCGAGAGUAAUGGUGUUUUUUUCAACCGCUAGUGAUGCUGAAAAACCAGGCGAUGCAAUGUCUAGUGCAGGCUCUGUGAAGAGUGAUUUCCGAAAGCCAUCCACUCCCGCACCGAACCUAAAUCUGGGCAAGUCUCUCAGCACCACGUUAAACGCAUCGCCAUCUCCAGAGUUUCCUGAGGUAAUUUCUCUCAAUGUGGGUGGCACCUUCUUCACCACCCGUCUGUCCACAUUACGGCGCUAUGAAGACACCAUGCUCGCCGCCAUGUUCAGUGGACGCCAUCACAUCCCACGUGAUGCUGAAGGUCGCUUCUUCAUUGACCGGGAUGGGGCAUAUUUCAGGGACAUCCUGAACUUCCUGCGCGAGGGCGAGCUACCUCAGAGGGAUCAUGUGAGGGCGGUACACAGGGAGGCCCUCUACUAUGCUAUUGGUCCACUGUUAGACAGCUUGGAGGACACUCAGCCACUCACAGGAGAGAAAGUCCGCCAGGCCUUCCUCGACCUCCUGCCCUACUACAAGGAUAAUCUGGAGCGCAUCGUGGAGAUCGCCAAGCUGCGGGCCAUGCAGAGGAAGGCGCGCUUCGCCAAGCUGAAGAUCUGCGUGUACAAGGAGGAGAUGCCCAUCACGCCGUACGAGCGGCCACUCUUCAACUCACUGCGCUUCGAGCGCACGGAGAGCGAGGCCAAACUGUUCGAACACCACUGUGAGGUGGAUGUGUCGUUCGGGCCCUGGGAGGCGGUGGCGGAUGUUUACGACUUGCUCCACUGCAUUGUCAGCGACCUGGCGGAGCGCGGCAUCACUGCCGACCAGCAAUGCAUCGGCGUCUGCGACAAACACCUCAUCAACCACUACUACUGCAAGAGGCCAAUCUACGAGUUCAAGAUCACAUGGUGGUAAAGCAGUGGGAAGACAGAACUCUCUCCCUUCCUGUCUGUCACUGUGUUUUUUGUUGUGAGGUGGACUUGUGUCGUAAUAGGCUGACUGAUCUCCUUCCUGGUCCCUCAGGUUGAGAGAGAAAAAGGGUUGUCAAUGUUAUUCCCCCUUUUCAAGAACUGAAACCUAUGAAGUGCUGAGUCAGUCAGACAGUUGUUGUUCUGUUUCCUUAUUGAAUAGUUGUGACCUCUGUUUCUUUUUUAUAAACGACAUUAACCUAGGCUAUCAUUGGCUGUUUUAUUGUGUUAAACUCUGGGAUUUUUUGUGUUCAUCCAAGCUUGUGGACCAUCAAGUUUUUCAGAAAAGAGUCAAGUUAAUCUCAUAUUGUGAUUACAGUGUUGUCUGUCCUUUUGGCUUAAUUCUUACUUAUGCUAUUAUGUUUUCUACGCUUUGCGUUUCUGUGUUAGCCACUUUGAUGGUCGCGAGAGAAAGCCUUCACAAAUUAACUGGAUGCAAUUUAGCAAGCUGAUGAAAUUUCUCAUGUACUGUAUAUACAGUCGUAUGAAAAACUUUGGGCACCCCUGACAAUUUCCAUGAUUUCCAUUUAUAAAUAAUUGGGUGUUUGGGUCAGCAAUUUCAUUUUGAUCUAUCAAAUAACUGAUGGACACAGUAAUAUUUCAGUAGUGAAAUUAGGUUUAUUGGAUUAACAGAAAAUGUGCAAUAUGCAUCAAAACAAAAUUACAGGUGCAUAAAUUUGGGCACCCCAAUAGAAAAAUCACAUCAUUAUUUAGUAGAGCCUUCUUUUGCUAAAAUAACAGCCUCUAGAUGCUUCCCAUAGCCUCUAAUGAGUGUCUGGAUUCUGGAUGAAGGUAUUUUGGACCAUUCCUCCUUACAAAACAUCUCCAGUUAGGUUUGAUGGUUGCCGAGCAUGGACAGCCCGCUUCAAAUCAUCCCACAGAUUCUCACUGAUAUUCAGGUCUGGUGACUGGGAUGGCCAUUCCAGAACAUUGUACUUGUUCCUCUGCAUAAAUGCCCAGGUAGAUUUUGAGCAGUGUUUUGGGUCGUUGUCUUGUUGAAAUAUCCAGCGCCGGCGUAACUUCAACUUUGUGACUGAUUCUUCAACAUUAUUCCCAAGAAUCUGCUGAUAUUGAGUGGAAUCCAUGAGACCCUCAACUUUAACAAGAUUCCCAGUACCGGCACUGGCCACACAGCCCCACAGCAUGAUGGAACCCCCACCAAAUUUGACUGUGGGUAGCAAGUGUAUUUCUUGGAACGCUGUGUUCUUUUGCCGCCAUGCAUAACGUCCCUUGUUAUGACCAAAUAACUCAAUCUUUGUUUCAUCAGUCCACAGCACCUUAUUCCAAAAUGAAGCUGGCUUGUCCAAAUGUGCGUUUGCAUACCUCAAGCGACUCUGUUUGUGACGUGUGUGCAGAAAAGGCUUCUUCCGCAUCACUCUCUCAUACAGCUUCUCCUUGUGCAAAGUGCGCUGAAUUGUUGAACGAUGCACAGUGACACCAUCUGCAGCAAGAUGAUGUUGUAGGUCUUUGGAGGUGGUCUGUGAGCUGUUUUUGACCGUUCUCACCAUCCUUUGCCUCGCCAAUAUUUGACUUGGCCUGCCACUUCUGGCCUUAACAAGAACUGUGCCUGUGGUCUUCCAUUUCCUCACUAUGUUCCUCACAGUGGACACUGAUAGCUUUUUUGUAGCCUUCCUCUAAACCAUAAUGUUGAACAAUCUUUGUUUACUGGUCAUUUGAGAGUUGUUUUGAGGCCCCCAUGUUUAAAAAAAAAAAUGUAUCCCCUUUUCUCCCCAAUUUUUGUGGUAUCCAAUCGCUAGUAAUUACUAUCUUGUCUCAUCGCUACAACUCCCGUACGGGCUCGGGAGAGACGAAGGUCGAAAGUCAUGCGUCCUCCGAAGCACAACCCAACCAAGCCGCACUGCUUCUUUAACACAGCGCGCCUCCAACCCGGAAGCCAGCCGCACCAAUGUGUCGGAGGAAACACCGUGCACCUGGCCCCCUUGGUUAGCGCGCACUGCGCCCAGCCCGCCACAGGAGUCGCUGGAGCGCGAUGAGACAAGGAAAUCCCUACCGGCCAAACCCUCCCUUACCCGGACGACGCUAGCCCAAUUGUGCGUCGCCCCACGGACCUCCCGGUCGCGGCCGGCUGCGACAGAGCCUGGGGGCGAACCCAGAGACUCUGGUGGCGCAGUUAGCACUGCGAUGCAGUGCUCUAGACCACUGCGCCACCCGGGAGGCCCCUUGAGGCCCCCAUGUUGCCACUUCAGAGGAGAGUCAAAGAGAACAACAACUUGCAAUUGGCCACCUUAAAUACCUUUUCUCAUGAUUGGAUGCACAAGUCUAUGAAGUUCAAGGCUUAAUGAGCUCACCAAACCAAUUGUGUGUUCUAAUUAAUCAGUGCUAAGUAGUUACAGGUAUUCAAAUCAACCGAAUGACAAGGGUCCCCACAUUUUUGCAUAGCCUAUUUUUCACAUCUGAUUUAAUUUCAUACAACUUAAUAUUGCUACACUAAAAAUCUUUGUCUGGACAAUACCCCAGUACUCAGCUUUUAUUAGAAAAUGAAUGGCACGCCACUGUGAUCAUUUUCUGUGACGACAGAGUAAAUUAUUAUGCAGCCUCAGAAGGGUGCCCAAACCUUUUCAUACGACUGUAGCUACGUGUAGAGUAAAUGUCUAUUUUUGUUACUGAUGCUGGUGUUUUCUGUCACUUACUCUCCCAUAAACCUUUAGAAGUUCUAGGUUAGAGACACAAGUAAAUGUAGAUGUUCUUUGCUAUACGGUCUGUGAUCAGCAAGGCUUUGGAAAGUCAUUCUCAUUUUACUAUUCCAGUUUGAGAGACCCAAAGUCAAUUAGAGAGUUUAAAAUCAAAUAGGUUAAAGGGGCAUGGGCAAAGUUAUUUUACUUCAGUUGCCUCAUGAGAGAUCCAAGAUAUUGCUUUUUUUUACUCUAAAUGUUUAUCUUGCAGUUGAAAAUUAUGCAUCUUCUUUUUGUAAGAAGAAUUCCUGGUGGUGACCCUACUGCCCCAGAAUGUAUGUCUCUGAAGGGGUUUCUAUAGCAGAUGGAACAUUGACAUUUAAACUUAAAAAGCUAUUGUCAAUUUAGCAGAUUUUUUACGAUACUUUACAUUUAUCUGAUAUUUGCCAUUAUUCAAUAAUUUAAUCUUCUUUUGCAGCAUGACAUAGAUUAGUCACAAGUUUCAUAGAUCAUUUUAUAUGACAUGAUAUUUCUACUGAUUUAAACAAAUUCAGAUGAAGUGCCUUUUCUUAAGGGCAACUGUUUCACUUACACUUACAUGGAGUUUAAACCAGGAAACCACACAAUAUUUCUAAUCAAGGACUGCAGUGACAGUAUUGUCACCUCCCCCAUGGGUUCUGUUUUCUUUCUUGUUCCCCAUGUUGUUGUUUAAUUAUUUAGUGAAUGUGUAUUAGAUUUUCAGAUGUCAUAUGUACAUUUUAAUUACAUUUUCAUAGAAUAGGCUACAAGUUUUAGUUUUAGAGGGAUUAUGUGCAAUUUACUGUUUGUACAGAACCUGUAUUUCUGUUGUCAAAAAUGUAUGUGAAUCCAUUACUUUGAUAGUUUUCAGAAGGUAAUACAAUUACAACACAAUACCGUAUGUCCAGAUGGCUGGGGUUAUCCAGUAUAGGCUCAUUAAUGCUUUAAACAGAACAAACAAUAAUGUAAGUCAGGUAGAUCAAGAUGAAGUCUUGAUUCAUACUUGUUUUGUGCUAUUGAUGUGAUGUGAUUAUCACAUUAGAUAAUGUGACUGUCUUUUCCCUCUGUUUAACUGUGAUUCUAGGACUAGGUUGAGUAAUUGACAAAAAGUGUUUGAGAGUUGCCACUUUCUUAAUCGAUUGGAUUUUGUUGAUUUUAUGAAGCCUGUCACAGAUAGAGGCUUCAAUCUUUUAAGAUUCAAUUGCAGGGAUGGUUUGGGGUUAAAAUAAUCCAAUUUUAUUUAUUUAUUUCAGCAUUUAAGGCAAAUUUGACUUUAUGAACGUUCCAGGCACCUUAUUGAAGUUUCUCCCCUGGCUGGUGAAUGUCUUUUGCAGAUUUCAUAGCUGGCCAAUGUUGUCUAGGCUGCUCAUAGCAUGGGAAAGUUGAAAAACAAUGCACAGCUAGACCAGUUACUAUUAAGUUUACAAGGGUAAUAUCUUGCUUUAACAUACAUAUUGCAUUAUUUGUUGUAAUGCUAUGAUGUAUUGUGCUAAUAGUAAGUCAUGUAUAUUUUUUGUUUUUAUAACAAGGUACAAAUACAGUUUGUCUUAGACUGUAUAAAAUGA
Messenger RNA from Salvelinus fontinalis (brook trout), 5917 nucleotides. Its product is annotated as BTB/POZ domain-containing protein KCTD7-like. The record is from RefSeq and is a predicted model, not a curated record. NCBI's taxonomy places the organism in Eukaryota, Metazoa, Chordata, Actinopteri, Salmoniformes, Salmonidae. Gene Ontology annotation, molecular function: protein binding. The transcript is spliced from 4 exons. Bases 620 to 1648 code for a protein of 342 amino acids. Gene Ontology annotation, biological process: protein homooligomerization.